Arthroderma uncinatum is the source of this 2493-nucleotide messenger RNA. RefSeq names its product vacuolar protein sorting-associated protein. Gene Ontology annotation, cellular component: lysosomal membrane; HOPS complex; endosome. The record is from RefSeq and is a predicted model, not a curated record. Gene Ontology annotation, biological process: intracellular protein transport; endosomal transport; vacuole fusion, non-autophagic. The transcript is spliced from 7 exons. NCBI's taxonomy places the organism in Eukaryota, Fungi, Ascomycota, Eurotiomycetes, Onygenales, Arthrodermataceae. Gene Ontology annotation, molecular function: actin binding. The coding region runs from base 1 to 2493 and encodes 830 amino acids.
AUGACACCACCGAACCCUCUCGCUGACUGGGAAAAAGUUGGAGACCAGUUCUAUAGAAAGUCCCGAAUCUAUGACGCUGUGUUCGAUGAAGACGUGGAGCUGGAGAAUUAUGUCGCUGUAGGCGCACCCUAUGGCGGUGCAAUAGCCCUUUAUCGCGACGAACGGAAACUACAGCGCUACAGAGGCGCGCAGACUUCCAAGUCAAGCAUUGACAUCUAUUCAUGUUCCGGACAGCGGAUAUGUCGCGUAAAUUGGGAUCAUGGAUCUAUCCGUGGCCUAGGAUGGUCUGAGGACGAGAAACUGCUGGCCGUUACUGAGGAUGGUACCGUCCGCUGCUAUUAUGGCCUCAGCGGAGACUUUACGCCAUUUUCAUUAGGAUCGGCUGCAGAAGAGUAUGGCGUGGUUGGAUGCCGCUUUUGGUCAACUGGAUUCGUUGCUUUAUUGUCCAAUAACCAACUUGUUGCGGUGUCUCACUAUGAUGAGCCUCGUCCGAAAUUGCUCGCCCCGUCACCCGAGGGUGAGAUCAAUUCAUGGUCGUUGAUUCCGCCUAGGUACACCUUGUCGCGCUCAGUUGAAGUCUUACUAGCCAUAGACAAGACUAUAUACGUUGUGGAUGCUGCCGAUUCCGAGGAUCGCAUGCUACAGAAUGGGCCUUUCAAACAUGUUAGCGUAUCACCGAACGGACUUUUUGUUGCCUUAUUCACCGGAGAUGGAAAGGUAUGGGUGGUGAGCAGUGAUUUCCAAAACAAGUUCAGUGAGUACGACUCGAAAGCAAAGACUCCUCCUAGCUCUGUGACAUGGUGCGGCAACGAUGCCGUCGUCCUUGCCUGGGAAGAUGAAGUCCACAUGGUUGGACCAAAUGGCGCAGCAGCAAGAUAUUUUUAUGAAGGCCAGGUCCAUAUUAUACCUGAUAUUGAUGGGAUCAGGAUAUUAACGAAUGAUGUCUGCGAGUUUCUGCACAAGGUCCGCGAUGUAACGGAGGAGGUUUUCAGGCUUGGAUCAAGCGCACCGGCAUCCGUUCUACUCGAUGCUGUUGAGCAGCUUGAAAAGAAAUCCCCAGCUGCUGAUGAGAAUAUCCAAAGAAUUCGCUCCAAUCUGGUUGACGCAGUAGAUACCUGUGUCAGAGCGGCUGGAUACGAGUUCAACGCCUAUUGGCAAAAGCAGCUUCUCAAAGCAGCAUCCUUUGGAAAAUCCAUCCUCGAGCUUUAUAAUAGCGACGAGUUUGUCGAUAUGUGCGAAAAGCUCCGCGUACUUAAUGCUGUCCGUGAUUAUAAGGUUGGCCUACCAAUGUCAUAUGAACAGUAUAUACGACUUACUCCCGAAAGGCUCAUCGAACGCCUAAUAAAUCGCCAUGAGUGCCUUCUCGCUAUACGCAUUUCUGAAUACCUCCAUAUCCCUGCCGACAAGGUCUUCGUCCAAUGGGCAAUCCAGAAAGUCAGAACAUCCACGGAAGAUGACGAUACGAUUUGCCAGCUAGUUGUACAACGGCUUCAAGGAAAGCAAGGAAUUUCUUUCGAAUCCAUUGCACGAGCAGCUCACGACGAAGGCCGGUCGCACCUAGCAACUCAGCUGUUAAACUUUGAACCGCGUGCGGGCAAACAGGUCCCUCUGCUUCUUAGCAUGGAGGAAGAUAGUGUCGCUUUGGACAAGGCGACCGAGAGCGGAGACACCGACCUUAUCUUAUUUGUACUUCUACAGCUCAAGCGGAAGCUACCACUUGCCACCUUCUUCAGGACUUUGAGCAACCGACCAGUCGCAUCAGCAUUAGUGGAGGCAUCCGCGAGGUACCAAGACGAAGAGCUUUUGAAAGAUCUAUACUACCAGGAUGACAGAGCGACCGAUGGGUCAAACAUUCAUUUAAGAGAUGCCUUGAAUCAGACUGAUCUCCAUGGUAAAACCGAUAAACUACGUGUUGCCGCGCGGCUACUGUCCGACUCGAAAGACGCAGUUAUUCAGGCACAACUUAAAACACUCAACGAUGCAGCAUAUCUCCUGAAAGUCCAAGACGGGCUAGACAAGGACCUUACAGAUAGUAAUGACUUGUUCAUGGGUUUGAGUGUUAAUGAAACUAUCUACAGACUGAUUCGGUCUGGUUAUGGCAAGCGUGCCAUCAAAAUCCAGAACGACUUCAAAGUGCCAGAAAAGACCUAUUGGUGGUUACGACUGAGAGGUCUCGUGGCGAAGAGAGAUUGGGGCGAAUUAGAGGACCUGAGCAAGACCAAGAAGUCGCCGAUCGGGUGGGAGCCCUUUUACAACGAAAUUCUCGGAGCAGGAAACACUAAGCUUGCAUCCAUGUUUAUCCCCAAGUGCGCGUCGUUGACAGUUGCUGAACGAAUCGACAUGUGGAUGAAAUGCGGAAUGGCGGCCAGGGCAGGCGAAGAAGCUCUGAAAGCAAAGGACUUGAAGGCCCUCGAGAAUCUUAGGACUCGCACCUCUGGCAAUGCGGUACUGGAAAUUGACCGCAUGAUCAACCAACUGAGACCAAGGAAAUGA